Entelurus aequoreus (snake pipefish) is the source of this 3413-nucleotide messenger RNA. RefSeq lists its product as uncharacterized. Lineage: Eukaryota; Metazoa; Chordata; Actinopteri; Syngnathiformes; Syngnathidae. Gene Ontology annotation, molecular function: nuclear retinoic acid receptor binding. The record is from RefSeq and is a predicted model, not a curated record. Bases 258 to 2672 code for a protein of 804 amino acids. The transcript has 3 exons. Gene Ontology annotation, biological process: regulation of DNA-templated transcription.
AACCCUACCUCCUUCCGGUUGUUAAAAAAUGGCUGCUUGAAAGAACAAUAACGUCCGAAAUGUUUUGCCUUGAAUUGAUUUGAACGUGUGAUUAUGACAAGGCCGUGUAGAUCCAAAAAGCUGGAGGCAAAUAUGGAUGAAGAAAGGUGGACGUUGUGUUUAGUGGCUCACUAACUAAACUAGCAAGAAUGGAUCAUUAGUAUGUCUCCCGCAAGUUGUUGAUCAAUUCCCGCAAGUGUUGGAGAAGAAGAAGAAGCAUGUAUUCAUCUUGUAGCGAACAUCAUGCAGCUCAAAGGACAGGUAUCUUCUACCAGGCCAUGCCUGCCAUAGGAGCUGAUGGCAAGAACGUCAUGUCGCUGAUCCCUGUUCAAAUGGUUAAUGGAAAUAUUGUCCAAACUCAAAAAAACAAGCCUCAAACAUGCAAGUUUAUACCAGUAACCGUUGGACCUGCACCUGUUCCCAAUGGAAGAAAGGCACUCAUGGCUUCUUUAGCCACCCAACACACAGUCAGCAGUCCGGCUUCCUUUGGGAAUUCCUUGCCCAAUCAACUUGGUAUAGCAGACCAAAGGCUGGCGCUUGGCGUGUCGUUAAAUCACCACCCGUUAAGGAUUGUUGAACCGCACCGCAGAAGCCAUGUGCAAGAAGUUCCAGCAUCUCAACCUCCCUCUUGCAGAAGGAGACAGAUUUUCACUCCAUUAACGAACACCUUAUCGACUUCAGACCCGACCUGUAGGACCAAUGGAUCGUCCAAGACAUCCGUCUAUGAAAGCAAUGCUGUUUCAAACCAUUCCGAAGCUGAGAGUAUUUGGUCUGCAUCGCCUCAGACGUCACUGUCACUGGGCAUAUCCAAUGCACAUUUGAAAUUAAUUCCAAAGGUAUCCCAUAGGUCCAACAGCCCAAUGAAGUGGGUGAUCGAAGAAGUUAACUCCAAUGAGUCAUCUACUGAACUUUCACAUUCUUUGACAGUUAGUUCCAAUUCAUUUCAAACAACGGAACAGGGCAGCAAGAAUGUUGGGAUAGUGCCAAGUCUUAGUUCCAAAACUUUUCCAACAACGGAACAGGGCAGCAAGAAUGUUGGGAUAGUGCCAAGUCUUAGUUCCAAAACUUUUCCAACAACGGAACAGGGCAGCAAGAAUGUUGGGAUAGUGCCAAGUCUUAGUUCCAAAACUUUUCCAACAAUGGAACAGGGCAGCAAGAAUGUUGGGAUAGUGGAAAGUCUUAGUUCCAAGACUUUUCCAACAAUGGAACAGGGCAGCAAGAAUUUGGGGAUAGUGGAAAGUUUUAGUUCCAAGACUUUCCAAAUAAUGCAACAAGGCAGCAAGAAUGUUGGGGUAGUGCAAAGUCUUAGUUCCAAGACUUUCCAAACAAUGGAACUGGGCCCCAAGAACGAUGGGGUAGUGGAAAUAAUGAAGCCUGUUCAUCCAUCGGGCUUGACAAGAAACUCUCGAAGUGAAGCUGAUUGUCAUAAAGCCUUGGUCAUAUAUGACGGCACUGUGUUUUUUGCAUCCACAAAGUGCAACGUUUCACUUCCAACAGGGAGCCAGGAAACCUUUUCGACCGCUGCAGCUGAAAAAGUUUGCCGUUGCAAAGAAUUCCCAGUAGCAUCAUCCCAGAGUUCACUCAUUAUUUCAAAGGAGCCAAAUGAAGUGAUCGACCUUUGCAAUGACAAUAAUCCAGAGGAUUUGUGUCAGACAACACCAUUAGCUGUUCCUUUGGAUGAAGAUAAUGUGAUAUUUGUGUCCUAUAUUCCACCAAACCCGAAGUCUGUGCCAACACUGUGCCCGGUAGCUGAAACACUUGAGAAUGAAACCGACCAGACAAGCAUAAAGAGCCUGAACAGUGUGACUGAACACAACAAGGCAAACCUCAAUGGUUCCAGUUCUGUCCUUAAUCAACUAACACGCAAACACACAAACGGAAUCCCUACUGAAAGAAGACUACAACCUGACCAGAGCAUGUUGGCCAGCACAGAAACUCAUAAAAUUGAUGUCAUAAGCAGUCAAUACAGGACGAAGCAACAGAUGGACAACGUGGAGCUGGCCUUAGAAAUGAAGAGUUUGUCAGAUUCCAGUAUUUCAGAUCACAACAACAGAGGAUCCACGGAUGAAAUCAAGAUCUCGACAAAUGCAGAACCAGUGUGCAGAUCUUCCAGAAACCACAAAAGUGACCACCUUUACAGGAAAAUGUUUGGGAUUACAUCUGAGGUGAACAUUUGCCUGCAGAAGAUGAACACUGUAUCAUCUGAGGAGUCUGAAGAGAAGAGAUCCUUGUUGAAACGGAAGGAACUUUGUUGGCAGGACUCUGACAUUAAAAAAAGGAAACUCUCAGACAAAGAUCAUUUGCCAGGAGUUACAAUUACUCUAAGUCCGGAUGCACAUGCUUUGUGUGAUCUGGACCCGGAUUCAGUGGUUGGUUACGUGGAGCCGAUAGAUGACGAUCUCCCCGACAUGGCUGAAUCACACGCCACCAACUCCCAGGACUCGGCUGUCCAGCACCUCAACAGUGUUCCUACGGACACAAGCAGAAUGGGAAGGGCCAGGAAGCGCACAAAGUGUCCAUGUUGUGUCUCCGGCGGUCUGAGGGUGGACGUCCCGGCCAGGCCAAGAGUGCUCAAAGUAAGGAAAGAGUGUAAAAGUGGUGGACGUCAGCAAAAGUUCAAAUCAAACAAGUGAAUGUAAGAACCGACCUGAAUCAGAAACACUUGAAGUUCUAAAAGCAGCACAUUUUGUUGUACUAUUUGAAGUUAGACUGCAAUGCACCAGUUUGUGUUAUUUGGAAAUGUUACACAACAGAUGUCCUACACUGACCAUCCCUGUCAACAUUUACACUCAAGUAAGGAAAUCCCUUUUUGCAAUUCCAUCCCUAUUUUUGCUGGUAUAUUUUCCUAUGCUGCUGAAAUAUGAACUUUAAUUCUCGUCUGCACUAUAUUGUAAGUUUCAUAGAAUUGUGUAAGUAUUUUUAAAAAAGGGAUAUUUCUAAAACCUUGAUUGUAUCGUUCUCAAGUGUUGUUCUCAUAACGCUACGUUUAGACGAGUGUAAAAAUAGUGAAUAAUGUCCCUGUUACUGUCUCGGCAGCCUCAGGUCUAACGCCACUGGUCUGUAAUGUUACCAGCCAGGACUCCUCCUGAUGACAACACUAACAUUUCUUUGCACGCUUUGUAUUAGUUCUUUCAAGUCUCUAUGUCGACACGUUGGCUUGAUUUCUUUGCCUUGGCCCGUUAUUUCAGGAUAGGAUGUUACUGAAGGAAUCAAUAAAGUACUAUCUACUUAUCAAACCAACUGUUAGCAAAUGACACGUUUGUUUAAUUCAGUACUGUACAGGCAUGUAUGUCAAAGAUACGCUUACCUCUCUAAUAAAAUUGUUGAAGCACUUUUAUAUUAACAUUAUUUUAUACAAUAAAAACAGGUAACUG